CAUGCUCUUGCUUUCCACGCCCGUUCCGGUUUGGUAGCGAGCGAUGAUUGGUUUUUCUAACCCAGCGGCUGGAAGCGGGGCAUUUGAACGGUGCUGAGAAGAGCUGUCCGAGUACUGCGGGCCGCAGAAUGGCUGGAGAUGACUAUGAGGAAAUUCUCAAGUACUAUCAAUUACACGGAACAAUCGGCACAGGUGGGUUUGCAAAGGUGAAACUUGCACGACAUCGUCUUACUGGUGAAAAAGUUGCGAUAAAAAUCAUGGACAAGCUUGCUUUACAGGAUGACUUGCCUCGUGUUAAAUUAGAAAUUGAUGCUAUGAAGGACUUGAGUCACCAGCACAUUUGCCGGUUGUAUCAGGUGAUUGAGACACCCAAGAAAAUAUUCAUGGUUUUAGAGUACUGUCCUGGAGGAGAGCUGUUUGAUUACAUCAUUUCUAAGGACCACCUUUCUGAGGAGGAAGCUCGCCUAUUUUUUCGGCAGAUUGUUUCAGCAAUUGCUUAUGUGCACGAUCAGGGAUAUGCCCACAGGGAUCUCAAACCAGAAAAUUUGCUGAUUGACGAGGAACAUAAUCUGAAGCUGAUAGACUUUGGACUUUGUGCAAAGCCAAAGGGUGGCCUUGAUUACCAUCUGAACACCUGCUGUGGAAGCCCAGCUUAUGCAGCACCAGAGCUGAUUCAAGGCAAAGCAUACAUUGGCUCAGAGGCAGAUAUUUGGAGUAUGGGAGUACUGCUGUAUGCUCUGCUAUGUGGCUUUCUCCCCUUUGAUGAUGAUAAUGUCAUGGCUGUCUACAAGAAGAUCAUGAGAGGAAAAUACAGUACUCCAAACUGGCUCUCUCCAAGUAGUACACUGCUCCUUGACCAAAUGCUGCAGGUUGACCCAAAGAAGCGGAUUACAAUCCAACACCUGUUAAGUCACCCUUGGCUCAUGCAAGGAUUUUCUGAUGCUGUUCAGUGGCAAAGUAAAUACCCACUGGGACAGCUUGAUGAGGACUGUGUAACAGAGCUUUCUGUGUUUCAUGAGCAGAGCAAGGAGACUAUAUUAAAAUUAAUAACAGAGUGGAAAUAUGACCACAUGUCAGCAACAUACCUCUUGCUUCUAUCCAAGAAGACUCGUGGCAAGAGUGUUCAUUUAAGGUUUCCAUGUGUAACAAAGCACGCCAGUACCAUGAUGUCGACAGGCCUUGAGCAUUCGAGGCCUGAUGCCCAACUGGAGGAUACAGAAUUCAUACUGUCAACUCCAGUGACAAGAAAAGUGGCAUCAAAGAAGCAUAAAAACAAAGAGAAUGUUGAGACAGUGUCAGCUUUAAGAAAUGAAGUGCCCUUUGCACUUACUGCUCCUAAGAGUCCUUUUGCAAAGAGUCAGACUGAGACACAGGUACAAGCUGUUCCCCUUAGGGCACCUCCUUUCAAAGAGAGUCAAUUGACGGGAGUCACCCCAGUUAAGAAGCCCAAUAACCCAACAAAUGCGGAUGAGUUGGCAUCCGCUGAGAUUCUUUGUGAAGGAAGGUGUCAGUCAGUGGAAUUAGACCUCAACCUUGCACAUGUGGAUAGCAGCCAAAAGAAGAGAAAAGCCAAAAUAUUUGGAAGUCUUGAAAGAGGCCUAGAUAAAGUGAUCACAAUGCUUACACCAAGCAAGAAGAAACGAUACACUAGAGACUGCCCAAGGAAACUUAAGGCACACUGUAACAUUACCACCACUCAUCUGCUGCAUCCAGAUGACCUGUUGAAUGAAAUAAUCAUUGUUCUUUCAAAGAAGCAUGUGGAAUAUGUUCAGAAGGGUUAUACCCUGAAAUGUCAAACACGAUCAGAUUUUGGUAAAGUAACUAUGGAGUUUGAGUUAGAGGUAUGUCAGCUCACUAAGCCUGAAGCGGUGGGUAUCCGGCGACAACGGCUUAAAGGUGAUGCCUGGGUCUACAAGAGGCUGAUAGAAGACAUUUUAUCUAGCUGCCAAGUAUGCCAGCAAGCCAGAGAAGAACCUCAUGAAGUUCAAAAAAGUGAAAAGCCAACUGCUGACCAUGGGGAGGGAUGACCCUGAAACCCAGUUGGAGAGCAGAUGGCACAAAUAAUGUUAAGUGUCCUGGUGAACACGAAGUUGACCAUGAAUCAGCAAAGAAGGCAAUGGCAUCCUGGGCAAGAAUGUCUCCAGAAGUCUUGAGGUAGGUGAGCUUUCCAUAUACUCAGUGCUGGUAAGACACAUCUGGAGUAUUGUGUCCAGUGCUGGUCCUCCCACAGCCACAAAGACUCUCCUAUGAGGACGGGCUGAGAGAGUUGUGACUAUUCAGCUUGGAGAAGAGCAGACUCAGGAGGAUCCUAUCCAUGUGUGCAAGUAAGUGAUGGAAGGAAUGAUGAUGAGGAAGCCAGGCUCUCUUCAGUGGUUCCCAGUGACAGAAGCAGAGACUAUGGGCACUUGUAAGCACAGGAGAUUCCUUCUGAAUGUCAUUAUUUUUAUUAUUACCGUAUCAUACUAUGAUAACCCUUCUUCACUGAGAAGGUGACUGAGCAUUGUCCCACUGGAGUCUCCAUCUUUGGUAAUGUCAAAAAUCCAACUGGGCACAGUCCUGGCGGUUCUGCUUGAGCAAGUAGUUGGAGUGGAUGAUCUCCAUGGUCCCUUCCAACCCCCAGCAUUCUGAGAUUCUGCCCUAAAUUUUUAUGGGAGGAUCAGUUUACAGGAACUUGUGCUAUUUUCUACCAGAGAAGUAAGUAUGAGGAAUUUCUAAGGCAAUGGAAAAACCCUGAUGUAGAUGUAGGUAGCUGAGUCUGCUGACAGAAAGUAUAUGUGGGCAAUAUUUAGUAGCUCUAUGAAAUCAGUGUUUUUUCCCUCUCAAAACAGAGUACUGAUAACUGCCAUGAAAAACAUGAAAAUCUGUGACAGAACCCAAGCAGCUCCAGGUCUGGUGUUUCUGGGCACAAAUAUCUAUGUUGGAAAAAUGGGACUGCUGACCUGUGUUGUGUAUUGUUAUUCUGGCCCUUAUUUGGACCUUAUUUGGAUCUCCCUGACAUUUUCAGGGAGGUCUAGGUGUAAAAUUAUUUCUGUCCUCUGGCUGAGCUUGUCAAAGCAAGAAUCCCAUUUCUUCCCAAUGCUGUGAAUGCACUAAUUUUUUUUUCCCCAUUCUGCUGGUAAAUGGAGGCUUGUUUUCUGUUUCAGAUAGGUAUAUUGGCAUAGAACAGUGGAUGUGUAGAAGUAUUCUGUAAGUUCCAAGAAACUAAAUGAUUAUUCCGCUCUGACACGGAUAACUAUGCACGAGGAGGCAUGCACUUCAGUUACUACUAUUACCACAGGCAGCUGCUGAAAUCUUUCAAAAGCAGACCAAAAAGCCCUUACAAAAGAGGCCUCAGUUCAGGAUGACACCCUACACUGGUAGAGGACAUAUGAAAUCUGCAUUCAUGUGUGUCUGGUGACAUAUAUAAAGAAUUCUGUAUUUGUUACUCAGUCAGCAAUCCCCAUAAAAAUAAAAUAUAAUAGAUUUCAGAUCAAUUAAGCUAGAUUUGGAAGACUGCAAUCUUCUAAGCUUGUGGUACAUGCAGAAAGGAGGAGCUGGUCAAUCACAGUCAAAAGGUUAAGCCUUGUGUCUGAAUCCCUGACAAUACCAAUGUGAAUUUUUUUAGACAGAGAUUAAAUUAAUUUGGUUCUAAUGGAAUAGAAAGGGGAAAAAAACCAAAACAAAAGGCAUACACGUAACAAGCCUGAAGUGCACAGUGUUAUGGAUAGAGAUGUCCUUGGCUUUUAAAACUGUUCUAGAAGAGGGAUAUAAUUAUCUGGUAAAAGCUAUUGGUUAUCAUUUUCUAUUAGUUCUAUAGGACACUUCCAUUAUGGAAGGUCACUUUUCUCCAGUUACUAUAUCCCAUUUUGUACAGCAGCGUACUCAUAAGAUGUGACAUUUGCUAUUCUGCAAAAUAAAUUACAAUUCUUGUCCUGUAGAAGCAACUAAAAAUAGGCAAAAGAGUAGACACCUUGCAGCAUAUGCCAUCUCUAAGUGCAGGUAAAAACCCCAACAUUUUAGGAUGGAGUCUGAGCACUCGUGCACAGCCAGUGCCAUCAGACUUGCUGAUGCAUGUUUUUAUCUUGUGAGGGGGCCAUGGCUCCAUGGUUAUUAAAUACCAGUUUCCAAGAAUUGUAGCAGCUUUGUUCUCUUUUAUAGCAGUGGCAACAGGAGGCAAAAUUAUUUGAGUUUAUUUUGAUGAAACAUGGCAUUUGGUUGGCUGAUUGCUUCCAUGAAGAAUUUCUUAGAAUAGCUGUUAUGACUCAGCAGUGGUAUGCAUAUGCCACGGGCACCUUGAAGGCAAAUGUGUGGUAUGACUUGGCUCCACCUCAUGCCUGACUUCCAUGUAUUGUUGCCCAGAUUCAGUGCUGCGCUCCACACCACAGUCCCACUUCGCAGACCUGAAGACCUGUCAGGAGUUUUCAACUUCCUAAUCCUUAUCUCCAGCAAAAGCACUACAAAUACUAAUCAGUAGUAAACAGGUAGUUGAAGGACUUUCCCUAACAUCUGUGUCUUUUUUACAUGUGUCUUUGCCUAGAAAGCGUUAAAGUAAAUAAGUAAAAAGAGGAAAUGUCAUUUCGCUUGCAUGGAAUAUUUGCUAGGAAGUGCUCACAGAUAUUUCAUUAUCUUUGAAGAGGAAAUUUCUCACCUUUGGUCUUCUUUCUUUUUCAUGUCUGUGUCUCCCGCCCCUGCCAUGUUUGAACCUGGAUAUCUUUGAAGCUGUGCUGCUGGGCCCAUGCCUUUUGUGAGCCCUUGCACAAUAUCACUGUGCUGCGCACAGUAGAUACUAAUAGCUGACUUACUACAGAUGAAUAAAAACUUGCAUUAAUAGUUAAAAGUAGAGUAUUAAACCUGUUCUUUACUCAGGAGUGAUUGACGGUUUCUAUUACACGCCAUUAGAUAUUUUAUUCUUGUUAAAUGAAGAGCAGGCAACUUUGUAAAGUAUUUUUAGUUCUCCCUGGUCUUAUUGGCUCCAUCUAUUU
Messenger RNA from Cyanistes caeruleus (blue tit), 4961 nucleotides. RefSeq names its product maternal embryonic leucine zipper kinase (gene MELK). Gene Ontology annotation, cellular component: cytoplasm. The record is from RefSeq and is a predicted model, not a curated record. Gene Ontology annotation, biological process: intracellular signal transduction; protein phosphorylation. NCBI's taxonomy places the organism in Eukaryota, Metazoa, Chordata, Aves, Passeriformes, Paridae. Gene Ontology annotation, molecular function: ATP binding; protein serine/threonine kinase activity.